Leptinotarsa decemlineata (Colorado potato beetle) is the source of this 705-nucleotide messenger RNA. RefSeq names its product NPC intracellular cholesterol transporter 2 homolog a. Lineage: Eukaryota; Metazoa; Arthropoda; Insecta; Coleoptera; Chrysomelidae. Gene Ontology annotation, biological process: intracellular cholesterol transport. Gene Ontology annotation, molecular function: sterol binding. The record is from RefSeq and is a predicted model, not a curated record.
ACACCUUUGUACUAUCGUCAGAUGAAUACAAAUCAGCCACGGUAUCGGAAGUCUUAAAAAGAGAUCACUAGAAGGCCGCUUCAGAAAAGAAUUGUUCAGCGAUACUCGAGUCCAUUCUUCAAGAGAGAGUUGCGCCUCCAGUACAGUAAUCUCGGUUUUAGCUGUUACAUACUUGAGUAACGGCUGUACCAGAUUAGGUCUUGUGAAAUUGUGCCACGGAUUUAUAUAAUUCUGGAAAAUGAAGAUUGUUCUGGCGGUUUUGUGUGUGGUUUCUUACGUUUUGGCCACCGAAGUUAGGCAGUGCCCGAAUUUGGGUAGAACUAUCGAUGAUUUGAGCAACCGUGUACAAAUUGGAAACUGCAAAAAACCGCCUUGCAGGCUUAGGAAAGACACUAACGUGGCAGUGCAGAUAAAAUUCAAACCAGAUCGAGAUAUCAAAUCCCUGAAGACCACAGUAAACGCCAAUAUUCUAGGAAUUGAAUUUCCAUUCGUUGGUGUAGACGGUACAAGUGCAUGUAAAGACAUUUACAAAGAGGAUGGAAAGACCAAAGUCAACUGUGAUCUGAAGGCUGGGGAAGAAUACUACUUUAAAUCAAAAAUAGAAGUUCUGAAGGUUUAUCCGAGGUUGAAGACCGUUGUGCACUGGGCGCUUACUGAUGAUGAAGGAAAGGACGUCACUUGUUUCGAAGUUCCAGCGAGAAUAAC